UAGAAGCGGUCCUCUACUGCUGUUUGAUUGGUGCGUUUGUUCCGUCGCUCUGGGAAGCGGCUUAGAGGAGGAGAAAGUAAAACAACAUGGCGGCGGUGUCCUUGCAGAUUGCAAGAAGAUUUUUGCGGUUAUCAGGAAACCUGGUCCGCUCACCAUAUCGUUCUGCAUUUAUGGCAAGUAAGGAUGAUCUAAGCAAACCUAACUGGGUGAAAGUUGGUCUGUCUUUUGGUGCAACAGUAGCAAUAUGGGUGCUGCUCCUCAAGCAGCAUAAUGAACAUUUAGCAGAAUAUGAAAGGCGAAAGGCAGCACGAGAAUCUUGAAUGGUGGUCCCAAAUGAUUAUGGUUGAUUAUGGUCUUAUAGAAGCUGUUACAGCCAAUGCAUACUCAACAAGAUUUUUAUUUUAGUAGAUAAUCCAAUGGUUGUUGAAUUUAUUCCUGAUUAAUAUUAAUUUUCCUGAAAUAAAGCAAUGACAAAUAUAAAAGGUGGCUGAAAUCAUCAUGCUUCAUAUGGUUACUUCUGAAGGUUAUUAAAAUAUGUUCAAUUAUA
Messenger RNA from Rhineura floridana, 547 nucleotides. RefSeq names its product NADH:ubiquinone oxidoreductase subunit C1 (gene NDUFC1). The transcript has 4 exons. Bases 87 to 320 code for a protein of 77 amino acids. Gene Ontology annotation, cellular component: mitochondrion. NCBI's taxonomy places the organism in Eukaryota, Metazoa, Chordata, Lepidosauria, Squamata, Rhineuridae. The record is from RefSeq and is a predicted model, not a curated record.